Aethalodelphis obliquidens (Pacific white-sided dolphin) is the source of this 2124-nucleotide messenger RNA. It is a transcript of the gene NGB, whose product is annotated as neuroglobin. Gene Ontology annotation, molecular function: heme binding; oxygen binding. NCBI's taxonomy places the organism in Eukaryota, Metazoa, Chordata, Mammalia, Artiodactyla, Delphinidae. The transcript is spliced from 3 exons. The record is from RefSeq and is a predicted model, not a curated record. The coding region runs from base 329 to 964 and encodes 211 amino acids.
GCGCGUCCUUACGGACGAGAGGAGGGCGGGGGCGCGGUUGCUUUAAAGCGCCCCAGCCCGGGCGGCGGGGGGCGGGGCGCUCUCGGAGCCGUGGGGUGCAGGGCGCAGCGGCCGGAGCGGGGUCCCCGGAAGCGCCAGCGGGGCAGGCCCGGCGGGGGCUCCUCCACCUGGGCGGGGAAGGAGCGGUUGCAGGACCCCGCCCGGCCGAGGCGCGGGGGCCGUAGGAGGUGCCGACUGGCCGCGUCGCCGCGGAGAUGGCGCGGCACGUGCGGUGACGGUGCCCGCGCCCCGAGGGUCCCAGCCUAGCGCCCCGCGUCCCCGGGCGAGCAUGGAGCGCCCGGAACCCGAGCUGAUCCGGCAGAGCUGGCGGGAGGUGAGCCGCAGCCCGCUGGAGCAUGGCACCGUCCUGUUCGCCAGGCUGUUUGACCUGGAGCCGGACCUGCUGCCCCUCUUCCAGUACAACUGCCGCCAGUUCUCCAGCCCGGAGGACUGCCUCUCUUCCCCUGAGUUCCUGGACCACAUCAGGAAGGUGAUGCUCGUGAUCGAUGCUGCGGUGACCAAUGUGGAGGACCUGUCCUCGCUGGAGGAGUACCUUGCCAGCCUGGGCAGGAAGCACCGGGCAGUGGGUGUGAAGCUCAGCUCCUUCUCGGUGGGUAAAGGGGCUCUUUCUCUCUCCAAAGCUCCUGGCCUGAGGCCACCACUCUCUCCCAGGCCUCUCCUAUCCACCUGUUCAUCCUUCCCACUCCUAUACCCUCAGAUGACCAGGGCUGGGGCAUGCACUGUUAUGUACUUGCUGUGUGACCCUGGCACUGCCUUGACCUCUCUGAGCCUCCAAUUUUUCUUCUCUGGUAUGGCUUCCCUUAGAACCAUAGGAGGUGAAGGAGCCUUUGGGAUUAGCUGGUCUGCUCAGUUUUAUAUUGCUGUGUAUGAAACCAUCCCAGAACAGCCUGGCUUAAAACAAUGAUUUCUGAUUUCUCUGGGCUCAGUUGAGCGGUUCUUCUGUUCCACGUGCUGUGGCUGGAGCCACGCGUGCACUGCAUUCAGCUGGGAGCUCAGUUGGGGCUGGAAUGUCCAAGAUGGCCUGUCAUCCUUUGGGAUCUCUCUCCGUGUGGCCUCUUAUUGCUCAAUAGUCUAGCUGAGAUUCUUUACAGAGUGGCACCUGAGUUUCGAGAGGGAGUGUUUCAAGAGGACAAGCCAGCCUCUGCAUGCUAAUGUCCCAUUUGCCAAAGCCAGUCACAUGGAUGAGCCCAGUGUCAAGGGUGUGAAUCCUUGAGGUGUGGCUCACUGGGGACCCUGACCUGACAGCCUACCACACAGUCACCUUGCCAGACGUACGCACCUUGAGGAAGGCACUGAGUUUGUCUUGUCAUUUUCUCCAUCCCCAGCACUAGCACAGUAUCUGGUAUUUAGUGCAUAUUCAGUAAAUAUUUGUGGAAUAAAUAAACUGUAUUUUAUAAUUACUAAUAAAACAUGAGAACGUUAUUAUUGCUGAAGACUUACUGUGUGUAGAUGCUGUGCUAAGAGCUUUUCAUAGAUGAUCUCAUUUAAUCAUCCCAACAAUCUGAUGAGUUGGAAGUGUUACAUUCCCUGUUUUACUGAUGAAGCAUCUGAGGCUCAGAGAGGUUACCUAACUUGCUCAAGGUCACACAGCUCAUAAGUAGUAGAGUCAGAAAGUGAACUCAGGUUCAUCUCAGGUUGCAGAGCCUGGACUCUUAACAUCAUGACUGCUGUCUUGCAGAGGAGGAAACAGGCCUGGAGGCAAUGACUUUGCUUGGUCUGAGCUGGAGGUCCCAGGCAAUGCCUCGGCUCCACUCACGGGGUGGUUGUGAGGCUGGGAGUGGAGUGAAAUGCUUUGUUCACUUUAAAGCCUCACCUUUAAGGUGUACACAAGGAUUGGGGCAGAAUCCUGCUCAGGAAGCAUGGACCCCCGUGCAGGAGAGAAGAAAAGCCCAGGAGUCCUUACCAGCCCCAAGCCUCAGUUUUCUCACCUGUGGAAUGAGGGCACGCCUUCCUGCCUUUGGGAAUGACAGGUGCCCCUUGCCUCUGCAGACGGUGGGUGAGUCCCUGCUCUACAUGCUGGAGAAGUGCCUGGGCCCUGCCUUCACACCAGCCAUGCGGGCUGCC